CCGUCGGAACCCCAGAACGACUCUGCCGUGGAACGCCAGACCUUCCACCCCACCCCAGACCUACCCACCACCCCUCCACCUGUCCACGCUGCCCUCGGGAGCCCAGACCUGAUUCCCAACCCCUCGGCCCGCCCUCCCGCUCCCCUUGGAGCUCCAGCCUUGCCCACCCCUUCAGUCCUCGGGAGCCCAGACCCACCCCGGAAGUCUAGACUUGCCCCCCCCCCCCCCCGGGGACCCCGACCUGCCCUUACAAAUCUAGACUUACCCCGUCCCCCUUUCCCCCCCAGACCGGCCCGACGCUACACCUUCCCUCCCCUCAACCUGGCUUCCGAGCCCAGGCCCAGGCCCGCCCCGCCCCGCGGGGAUGCCCUCCCUGACGCCCCCUCUCCUUGCAGGGGCGCGAGCGGACGCGAGGAGGGGCGAGCUGCCGGAGACCGGAAUGGAGCCCGGCGAAACGAGGAGGCUCUCAUCCGCCUCCCUGGAAGGAGACCUGAGAGAAGAAAAUAAAUUAAAACGAGGAAUUUCCCAAGACUUGACAUCUUCCCCCAAAUCAGACAGAUACAAAAUAGCAAGACAAUUAACAGAAAAGGCCAUCAAGGAAAAGAAGAUUUUCUCCAUCUACGGGCACUACCCAGUGAUACGGGCCGCCCUCCGAAGAAAGGGCUGGGUGGAGAAGAAGUUCCACUUUCUGCCCAAGGUCCUCCUGAAUGUGGACGAUGACGGUGUGGGGGCGACAGAACAGAAACGCGCAGAAGGCAGAGAAAACCAAGAAGCGGCUCCGGAGAAGACAGAUGACAUCCACGAUGUGAUGUCCAGGUUGGUCAAAAACGAAAUGCCCUACUUCCUCUGGACCAUCAAAAGGGACGUCGUUGACUAUCACAGCUUGAACUGUGACCAGAUGCUGAAUCACUAUGGGAAGACGGCUUCCUUCACCACCAAGAUCGGGCUGUGUGUGAACAUGCGGAACCUACCGUGGUACGUCCAGGCCGACCCUGACUCCUUCUUCCCACGUUGCUACGGCCUCUGCACCGAGAACGAGAAGCAAGAAUUCCUGGACGACUUCCGGCGGACGGUGGCCUCCAGCAUCCUCAAGUGGGUGGUCAGGCACCACAAGUGCGGCAGCAGCGGGGAGGCCGGCGACCGCGGCCCCGGCAGCAAGAAAGUUCCCGAGAAUGCGGAAUCCAAGCCCAUGGGCCUCUCGGGGGAGCUCGUGGACACCGCAUGCAAGGUGUGCCAGGCCUACCUGGGUCAGCUGGAGCACGAGGACAUCGACAUCUCCAAGGACGCCGCCCAGGACCUCACGGAGGACGAGUGGAAGGACCUGACGCAGCAAUACUACUCCCUCGUUGACGGUGAUGCUUUCAUCUCCAAUUCGAGAAAUCACUUUUCGCAGUGCCAGGCCCUGCUGAACAAAAUCACGUCUGUGAACCCUCAGACGGAGAUCGACGGGCUUCGGAACAUCUGGAUCAUCAAGCCCGCAGCCAAGUCCCGCGGCCGAGACAUAGUGUGCAUGAACCGAGUGGAAGACAUCUUGCAGCUGGUGACCGCAGACCAUCCGUCCGCCAAGGACAACAAGUGGGUGGUGCAGAAGUACAUCGAGACGCCGCUGCUCAUCUACGACACCAAGUUUGACAUCAGGCAGUGGUUCCUGGUCACCGACUGGAACCCCCUGACCAUCUGGUUCUACAAGGAAAGCUACCUGCGGUUUUCAACACAGCGCUUCUCCCUGGACAACCUGGACAGCGCCAUCCACCUGUGCAACAACUCCAUCCAGAAGCACCUGAAGAACGACGAGGAACGCAGCCCCCUGCUGCCCUACCACAACAUGUGGACCAGCACCAGGUUCCGGGAGUACCUGCAGAAGAGGGGCCGCGGGGCCGCGUGGGCCGGCGUCAUCUACCCGGCCAUGAAGCGGGCCGUCGCCAACGCCAUGAGGGUGGCGCAGGACCACGUGGAGCCACGCAAGAACAGCUUCGAGCUGUACGGGGCCGACUUCAUCCUGGGCCGCGACUUCCAGCCCUGGCUGAUCGAGAUCAACUCCAGCCCCACCAUGCACGCGUCCACGCCCGUCACGGCACAGCUGUGCGCCCAGGUGCAGGAGGACACCAUCAAGGUGGUGGUGGGUCGCAAGGUCGACCGCAACUGCGACGUCGGCAACUUUGAGUUGCUGUGGAGACAGCCUGCGGUGGAGCCUCCGCCCUUCCACGGGUCCGACCUGUGUGUGGAAGGCGUUGGUGUGCGCAGAGCCAGGAAGCAGAUGCCGCCCAUUUCCGGCGCUAACUGUCCAUCCGCGCUCCUGGACCGUCAGCCGCUGAAGGUGCGGUCCCCCUCGGCCGUGCCAGGCCUGGCUCCGGGCCGCUCCCCGACGGCUGUGCGCGGGGACUUGAGGCCGGACGACGCACAGGCGCCCGCUUGCACCCUGCCCGCGCCCCUCAAGAGGCCGGCCGAGAGACGCUGCGAGGCGCAGUCCGCCAGGAAGUCAGCGGUCCCCACUCGUGACUUUCAGCUCGCAGACGGUCAGGCCCCGAAAAUCCGCCUUCCCAAAGCCGAGUCCGACAGACGCUCGGGGGCCGACACGGUAAGCGCGCGGGCACGGCGGGCCGUGCUCCCGAGCGUGAAGACACCGGAGGGCGCCCUGUUUCAGCCGCUCAGGCCACCAGGUGUUGUUCUGAUCGCUGCUGACACCGUCUCUGUCUUUCUGUACCUACCCACGUACAUUCCUCUCACCCUUCGUGCCUCCACGCGUCUCAGACUUUCAACAUGGACUCUGCUCCAGUCAGCUCUAGAAUGUCCCUCGGGCGGGGCCUGGGGGCGGCACGCGCACCCUCCUUUUGGGGCCGCAGAGGUCUUUCUGGCUGGCGCUCCAGAGACGGCUCCUCCUCUGCCGUGGGGUCCCCCCACCCUCGCUCGCUGCCCGGGCCUGGCGGCUGCCUUCCUCCCCAGGAGGGCCCUCUGUUCCGCCCCGCCGCGUCCAGCUGUGCUGUCCUUUUUUUAUCCUCCUAACUGGGACUUCCUUAAUCUGCAUACUGGUGCCCUAAUCAGUUACGGGAAACUCGAAGCCAUUGCCUCCUUCCCUGGUGGCUCGAUGGUGUUUGUGAAGCCCUGUGGCUCGCCGACCUCCAGACCUCCCGUCCCUCGCUUGUUUGGUCUCUGGAGCGGCCUCCCGACAUGUCUCAUCGGUGCCUGGUACUCUGUGAUCCCGCCCCAGAAAUUCUAAUUUUAGUUAUCUUGUAGCUUCACUUUUGAGAAGUUCUGCUUUCUGAUAAAGCUAUUUGGUCCUAUUUGUGGCUCCUUUCCCUGCCGGUGAGCCCCGAACCCACCCAAAGGCACGUAGCUCGCAGUCCGUCGGCUGAUGGCCCGUAAUUCUCACACUUGAAGUUUGGGGUCAGGCUCUCAUACACUUCCUGAGGCUCGCUCACAUUUUAUUACAAAUGCCUCAUUUUCUUAAAAUAAAUUACUUGUGGGGAUUGGGGACUGGUGCCCCCGCUGCCCCCAGGAAGACCGCUCGUUUUAAGUCCAAAGCCUGAUGCUCUGGAACCCUCACCCCACCCUCACCCCAGCCCAGGGACAAGAAGUUGUCAUGAAAAUCUGUUCAGAGGCUAGCUCAGGGUCCGUUCCCUCUGGGAUUUCCACGGCACUGCUCAGCACCACGUGGCACUCUCAAAGUCCCCGGGGCGCAGGGCAGGGCAGGGCGGGAUAUUUUCGUUCACCUUUGCACCUGGGGUGGGUGUCUCUCACCCCUCUUUUGUCCUCCACACCCCAUGAGGCUUUGGAACCUUGGGCUCCUGGUGACUCUGGCUGGCAAAGCCCCAGAAGAAAGGCCCACCUGCCCGCAGCCUUGUUCAGAUAAUUCCUUGCUUUUUGCCAGUGUUUUGUUGCUAUUAAGAAAAUGCUUUUCCUAUUUUAUGCCCCGGGUCCGGUGGUUUCCACCGCAAGGGUGGUCUGGACCCCAGACCACCCGUUCCUGAGUGCACCCCCAUCCAGCGCCCCCCACCUUCCCUUUCCCACCCGCAAGAUGCCUGAGGCGCGGCUGUCCUGCUGCUUAGCCCUCCCCCCAGCCGGGCCCGGGGCUCAGGGUCAAGGCCUCUCCUUCCAAAUCCCACUCCCUCCACCCACCUCUGGCUACCAGUCCCUGGCCCCGUCCUCCUUGGCUUGAAGCUGGCCUGGCCUCUGUCCCUUCUGGCCCCAGGGCGGGCUCUGUUUGGCCCUGGGGUGCGUUGGCGGGCAGAGCUGCUGUCCUUGGCCAAUGUGCCUGCCUGCACCCCCGCCUCUCAC
Leopardus geoffroyi (Geoffroy's cat) is the source of this 4275-nucleotide messenger RNA. RefSeq names its product tubulin tyrosine ligase like 8 (gene TTLL8). Gene Ontology annotation, molecular function: protein-glycine ligase activity, initiating. Gene Ontology annotation, biological process: protein polyglycylation; cilium movement; cilium assembly. Gene Ontology annotation, cellular component: cilium. The coding region runs from base 365 to 3217 and encodes 950 amino acids. NCBI's taxonomy places the organism in Eukaryota, Metazoa, Chordata, Mammalia, Carnivora, Felidae. The transcript has 13 exons. The record is from RefSeq and is a predicted model, not a curated record.